CGAGAAGAGGGCAAGCCUUUUGGGGCGGCAACGAGAGUAUAAAGUGAACAUCUCCAGACCAGAGCUACACACCGUCUUCAACCAAUUCGCCAUUCUACAUACUUAUCCAGACGUGGAACGUUCAUCUAUCAUGUUCCUACCAUCGUACCGAGCGGCUGUCACUUAUGCCAUGUGCGCAGCCGUAGCACUAUGCACCACUCCAAGUUGUCGGGAGCUGCCUCAGGAUCCCACUUGGCCAUCGCCUGGCCAGUGGAAUGUUCUCAACAAGACGGUCGAUGGAAAGCUGGUAUCGACCGUUCCGUUGGCGGCACCCUGUCAUGACCCACAGUACAACGAAGCGGCAUGCAACUCUCUCAAAGCCAGCUGGACAUUCCCUCCAGUGCAUGAAAACUCCUCGACUUCCGUGCAGAGCGCCUACUUCCAGACAGAAGCGUGCAGCCCUUUUACGGAACGCUCGAAGCCUUGCGAACUUGGAAACUACUCUCCGUACACCAUUGUAGUCUCUUCGGCCAAGGACAUCCAGGCCGGUGCUCGAUUCGCCCAUAAGCAAAAUAUCCGCUUGGUCAUCAAAAACACGGGUCAUGACUUCAUGGGCAAGAACGUGGGAGCAGGAUCACUUGGACUGUGGACCCACAAACUCAAGUCAGUUGAGGUUAUCAGCAACUACAGCAGCACGUACUACAGCGGCCCCGCUGUGAGGAUGGGUGCUGGAGUCGUUGGCGAGGAUGCUCUCCCCGUAGUCUCAAAGGCAGGUCUGCGCAUCGUUUCCGGAAGCUGUCCAACCGUCGGACUGGUAGGUGGUUUUGCUCAAGGCGGAGGGCACAGCUCCUUAACCAGCACCUAUGGCAUGGGCGCCGAUCAGGCAUUGGAAUGGGAAGUUGUACUCGCCAACGGGACGCUGACUACCGCCACCCCGAGAAAGAACCAAGACCUGUAUUGGGCCUUGAGUGGUGGUGGACCAGGAACGUACGGUGUGGUGGUAUCGCUGACAGUGCGAGCGUUCAAGGACGGUGUCGUGGCUGUUGGUUCUCUCUCAUUCUCAGCGGACGCAAAAUCCAACGACACAUUAUGGACUGGUGUUGAAGCGUGGCUCUCAAACAUACCCGCACUCGUCGACGGUGGCGCAACAGCCAUUGGCAUCUUGUCACCCACGUCGUUCAGCGUUUCACCUCUUGUGCUCCCCGACAGAGACGAGGCCGACGUACGAGAUCUAAUUGCACCAGUCACGACGAAGCUGGACAGUUUGGGACUCGAAUACUCAGUAACUGUCACCACAUUUCCCACCUUCAUGGACUUCUACAACAUCUACUUCAUCCCGCCAGAGUGGCAGCUGAUAGACCGAGUCAGCGGCGGCCGCUUCGUCCCUCGGCUCGUCCUACAGAACAACACGGCAGAAUUUGUAUCGGUCUUGCGCGACCUCACAGAAACCACUCAAGCAAUGAUCGCUUUAGUUGGGGUCGGCUCUUCGACCGAAGAUGCCAUCGCACCCAACGCCGUUGCUCCACAGUGGCGCGAAGCCAAUAUGAACGUCCUCGCGCAGCUACAGUGGCAGUACAACCGACCUUGGGACUUCAACCUGGCUCAAAUCGACGAGAUCAACAACGUCAUCGUACCCAAACUCGAAGCUGUCACGCCAGGCGCCGGAUCAUAUUUGAACGAGGCCAACUUUGCGAAUCCGACGUGGAAAGAGGACUUCUAUGGACGCAAUUACAACAAGUUGCGCAAGAUCAAGAAGGCGUACGAUCCAGAUGAUCUGUUCUAUGGCCCCACCAUAGUCGGUAGCGAUGCAUGGAAUGUGGCGAGCGACGGGCGCUUAUGCAGAGCAUAGGUCAUGGCCAGGGGAAGACGACGUAGCUGUGCUGGACUGCGGCGCGAGAAGGGAUGAAUGUGGCGGCGAUUAGAUCUUUCGGUGUUGGCCAGAUUGAGUAGACUUGUUUUAGUUUGUGAUAGCAGUUCCAAAACUUUCGUUAAUGAUAGUAUAAUAUCCAUUGGUUGUCGG
Molecule: messenger RNA, 1999 nt
Organism: Alternaria rosae
Lineage: Eukaryota; Fungi; Ascomycota; Dothideomycetes; Pleosporales; Pleosporaceae
Exons: 3
Coding region: 131-1828 (565 amino acids)
Molecular function (GO): FAD binding; oxidoreductase activity
Source: RefSeq, a predicted model, not a curated record